Knipowitschia caucasica is the source of this 324-nucleotide messenger RNA. NCBI's taxonomy places the organism in Eukaryota, Metazoa, Chordata, Actinopteri, Gobiiformes, Gobiidae. The record is from the annotation of a GenBank genome assembly.
AUGAUUCACACCCCAGCGCCUGCAAAUAUUCUGUGGUGUGAGCCCCACGCUUCGUCCCACAGCCCUGUCCUGGUCACUCCCCCUGCUGUUGGCGCGGCUCAGGCGUGGAGCACACGGAGGAGCACACGGAGGAGCACACGGCUGCAGCUGGCCCUCAUUGUCUCAAAUUGUGACAUUUCCACGGCUCCAGCGUCGUCUGUCGGGACGUCGGAAAGAAAGAAGAGCCUGGACGUGGACAUAUGUGAAGGAAAUCAGAGAGGGCAGAUCUAUCAUCACUUUCUGGAUGCAAUAGAGCCAAACAUUGGCAUUCACGACAGGGAAUGA